Molecule: messenger RNA, 1227 nt
Organism: Trichoderma breve
Lineage: Eukaryota; Fungi; Ascomycota; Sordariomycetes; Hypocreales; Hypocreaceae
Product: peptidase family m54 domain-containing protein
Exons: 1
Coding region: 1-1227 (408 amino acids)
Biological process (GO): proteolysis
Molecular function (GO): metallopeptidase activity
Source: RefSeq, a predicted model, not a curated record
AUGAUGUUUCCUGGUCCAUUAAUCCUCCCCGAUGACGACCUUGCCGAGGAUCCAGAGUAUCCGCCACAGGACUUCCGUGAAUGGAGAGAUGAAGAGGAGCGAAACCCAGUGACUCGAGAAAGGAAGACUAUCUACAUUGUACCAAGUCCAUCAAUUACGCAGGAAGUGUACAAAAUGCAGACAUGGUCCGUCUGCACCUCUGAGAAUGCAGCAACAACCCGGGACAUGCAAGCUACCGAGCCGCCGAAGCUUCAAGAUAUUCUAGAGUACCUGUCUGCCUUCUUCCACGGCAUGGACGUGAAACUCUUCACAAAACCCUUUCAAUGGAAGAAAUGGGACAAAUACACCGGCACAAUCCUGAAAACCCCCGACACAGAACGCCGCAUUGGACUCAUGACGCCUAGCAAGGAGCUCUUCGGCAUCCGGUGUCGUGCGUCCCCAGAUGGAGUGUCCCCCAUGCAGGUCAACUUGGACGACAUACUGGACGCUCUGGCAGAAAACAUCCCGUCAGACGCACACUCUGUCAUGAUGCUGCUCGACAUGGACAUGUACGAAGGAGACGGCGACAUCUUCACCGCCGGCCGUGCAUACGGAGGCAGCCGGAUCGCUGCCGUCUCCCUAUUCCGCGACCACCCGCUCUGCGCACCUCGAGACGACGGUCACGCAUGGCCAGCAUCUCACUGCGCAACCUACAUUGACCAGCUCUGUCACGAAGUCUCCAACCCAUCCACCAAGCAAACAAAACGGCAACCCCCUCAGUCCCAACGACGAGACGGUGGCGGCCCCUUACACGUGGCAAUCGAAGCAGCCGCCAUCCAUGCCGAGCGCACGAUCCCGUUAGAAGCCCCAACAGCCCAAUGGCUUGGGAGAGUGGUAGUGACCAUGGCACACGAACUGUGUCACUGUCUGGGACUGGACCACUGCACGUACUUUGCGUGUGCGAUGCAGGGGUGCGGCAGCGUCGACGAGGCACAGCGGCAGCCGCCGUAUGUGUGUCCUGUGUGUCUGGAGAAGCUUUGUACGGCGAUAGGGGAGGGUGUAGUUGACGGGUGGGAGGACGAGGGGACGAGAGAUGGAUUUGUGAGGGAGCGGUAUGAGGCGUUGAGGAGAGUGAGUGGGAGAUGGGGGAAUGCGAAUGUGUCGAGGAUGUUUGCUGGGUAUAAGGCUUGGUUGGAUGUUGUUAUUGAAAGGAGUUCUGAAAAGGUUGUUAUUGUUAUUGAUGAUUGA